GAAGAAAAAGUAGCGAUUGCAUUGGCAAUUUAGUAUCGAAUCGACUCUCAGUGGAUAAACUUGAGAAUUCAUUCACUCAUUUCUGAUAAUGAUUUCUCUGACCCAGGUCACCGCAACUUCUGUUGCACUAGGUAUUAUUCUCGUGAUCCUGACCGUUUUGAUGGGAUUCCUCCGUCAUCGAGAGGAAGUUCAACAAUUUUUCGAGGACAGAAAGAAGUUCAUCGAGUUCGCUGGAAAGUUACCCGGUCCGCGAACUUUACCGCUCCUUGGAAAUGCGUUGGCAUUAAUCGACGGCGACAGGGCUAUUUUCACGCUGUCUAAAAUCAGCCGGGAAAUGAAUGGCAUGACGUUCCGAAUUUGGCUGGGACCUCUUUUGAAAGUUGUGGUCCCUGAUCCCGAUGACAUACAGAUUCUCAUAACAUCCACGAAAUCAGCGAACAAGGAUGACAUCUACAGGAUGAUGGAGCCAGGAAUAAUUGGAGCCCUGAUAAAUGCGAAUGGCUCAAUCUACAAAGCUCAGAAGAAACUGAUACAGCCGAUGCUCAAUGGCAGUCUAGUGAUGGACAGGUUCACUAAAUUAUUCAAUUUUAAAUCGCAGACACUCGUUCGACAACUCGAAGAGAAAAUCGGUGGAGGAGAAUUCGAUGUUCGUGAUUAUCUCGCCUUUUACCUUGGCGAUAUUACUUUCGAAACAUUACUUGGACGAUCGGCACUCCUGGAAAAUGGACAAGUAACACCAUUUCUUGCAGAAACGCAAAUAGCCUUGCAUGCCACAACUUAUCGAAUGGCAAGGCCAUGGUUCUACCCCUACUCCAUUUUCCGUCUCACCAAACUGGGAAGUGAAUACGAAGAAAUAAUAAAAAGAGCGCAUGAGUUCAUGGAUAAUGAAAUUUCUGCGGCGAUGAGGAAUCACAAGCCUGCCACCACCGAAGACAUCAUCAAUAUGCCGACAUUACAUUUCCUCGUUGAUUACAUGAUAAAAACUAAUGAGAUCACACCGGAGAACAUUCGAUACCAAUUGAUCAAUCUUUUCCUCGGUAUAUUCGAGACAGUAGAAGGCGUGGCCUGUCUCAUGGUCUUGAUGAUAGCGAUGCAUCCUGAAGUUCAGAGAAAAGCGAGAGAAAAAGUGCUUGCGGUGUUUAAAAACGAGACAAUAAACGAACCAGAGACUAAACAAUUGCAUUAUGUUGAUAUGGUGAUCAGGGAGACCAUCAGACUCUUCCCCGUGGGGCCGAUUUUACCGCGGAAAACUACCGGCGAUAUUAAACUGAGUACAUGCACUGUUCCAAAAAAUUGUUGUGUAAUGAUGCUGCCCUUUGCAGCCCACAGAGACCCAAAACACUGGACUGAGCCGGAUAAAUUUAUCCCUGAGCGUUUCAGUCCUGAAAAUUCAAAAGAUCGUCAUCCUUUUGCAUACGUGCCAUUCAGUGGAGGCCCAAGGAGUUGUGUGGGUCCUCGAUACGCGAUGAUUCUGUUAAAAGUCAUGAUCUCAUCCAUCCUGCGAUCAUAUAAAUUAACGACAACUAUGAAACUCGAGAAUUUGAAAUUAUUCACACACGUAUCAACACGAUCUGCUGAUGGGCACAAGAUUUUCAUCGAAAGGAUCAAAUCGUGAAUUUAUUCAAUCAUUACAUUAAUUUAUGAACAAAUUUAUGGAGCAUUCCCGUUUAUCUUUUGAUAAAUAAAUUGAAUGACGUAAUUAA
Messenger RNA from Fopius arisanus, 1703 nucleotides. RefSeq names its product cytochrome P450 4g15. The coding region runs from base 89 to 1615 and encodes 508 amino acids. Lineage: Eukaryota; Metazoa; Arthropoda; Insecta; Hymenoptera; Braconidae. Gene Ontology annotation, molecular function: iron ion binding; monooxygenase activity; heme binding. The record is from RefSeq and is a predicted model, not a curated record. The transcript is spliced from 11 exons.